Ananas comosus (pineapple) is the source of this 3010-nucleotide messenger RNA. RefSeq lists its product as uncharacterized. The transcript is spliced from 9 exons. Bases 16 to 1620 code for a protein of 534 amino acids. NCBI's taxonomy places the organism in Eukaryota, Viridiplantae, Streptophyta, Magnoliopsida, Poales, Bromeliaceae. The record is from RefSeq and is a predicted model, not a curated record.
GGGGGGGAGCUAUCGAUGGGGGGGUGCGUGUCGAGGUCCGACGCGUGCGUCGGAGUGCGGCGAAAGGCCCGUAGCGGCGGUGGCGGCGGAGGCGGCGGCGGUGGCGGAGCACGGCGGAGGCGGCGGAGGGGGAUCAGGAAGAGGGUAUCGUCGUCGGCGGCGGGGGCGGUGGCGGGGAGAUCGAUGGAGACAAUCGACGAGGCCGAGGCCGCCGGAGGGGCCGCCGAUCAUCGCUCCCAUGGCAAUCCUUCGUUCCCAGCCUUAUCAGGGAGCAUUGAGGAAGCAUGGUUCGAUUCGCUUGCGCUUACCGAAUCAGACGGCGAGGAUGAUUUCCACAGUGUACAGGAUGAUGUGUUUUCAUUGAAUGGCUUUGAGAGUGAAGCCGCGGUGAGUACUUCAUUGUCCAAAGAUAUCCACAGCGGAGGCGGUAACAGUAAUACGCCCUUCAACCUUUCCACUGACCAAAACCAUAGGAGCCAGAAAUCAAGUGAGCAGUCGAAAGGAAGUUUGGAGCAUGGAGUGAAACCUUUUGGCGGCCAUGACGAUAUUUCGAGCCUUUCCAUGGAUGAAACUAGUAGUAGGGGUGAGGGGGGAAUACUAAACAAUUGUGGUAUUUUGCCCAGCAAUUGCUUGCCCUGCCUUGCUUCUACUGCUCCAAUAACCGAAAAGAAGAGACCUCUUAGCUCGAGCCCGACUAACUCUAUCAAGAUGCCUUCUUUGAAGCUUCCAUUCAAGAAGAAGGCUGGGGAAGGCCAUGCUUCCGCAACUCCAUUUUCUUCAAAGCCAUUCCUUGAAAGGCCAAUUGCUGGUUCACAAGUUCGAUUAUGCUCAGUGGGGAAGAAAAUUUUUGACAGCUGGUCAUUGAUUGAGCCUGGUAGCUUUCGAGUUCGGGGAGCAAAUUAUUUUAGGGAUAAGAAGAAAGAGUUUGCUCCAAAUUGUGCAGCAUAUUACCCAUUUGGCGUGGAUGUAUUCUUAUGUCAGCAGAAAAUUAAUCACAUUAGUCGGUUUGUGGAACUUCCCGUUCCAAAUACAACUACCAAAUUUCCUCCUCUCCUUGUAGUUAAUGUUCAGAUUCCUCUGUAUCCUGCUUCCAUAUUUCAGAAUGAAACAGAUGGUGAAGGAAUAAGCUUUGUUUUAUAUUUUCGGCUUGCUGAAGAUUAUGCGAAAGAGCUUCCAUCUCAUUUUCUAGACAGUCUCAGGAAACUAAUCGAUGAUGAGGUUGAAAGAGUGAAGGCCUUUCCCAUGGAUACAACUUUACCUUUUCGGGAACGAUUGAAAAUACUUGGUCGUGUAGCUAAUUUGGACGAUCUCCCUCUAAGUGCGGCAGAGAGGAAGGUCAUGCAUGCGUACAAUGAGAAGCCUGUGCUCUCUCGUCCUCAGCACGAGUUUUACUUGGGAGACGGUUACUUUGAGAUAGAUUUGGACAUGCAUAGAUUCAGCUACAUAUCGAGGAAAGGUUUUGAACAAUUUCUAGACCGGCUGAAGCUCUGUGUCAUAGAUUUCGGCCUAACAAUUCAGGGAAACAAACCCGAAGAACUACCCGAGCAGCUGUUAUGCUGCGUGAGGUUGAACGGACUCGACUACACGAAUUAUCACCAGCUAGCUGUGCAUUCUUCUUGAUACAAAUGUGUUCUCCCAAGCCAGCGAAACGGUAACAUAUAUAUGCCGAAUAACGUGUUCAAAAUCGAGCAUUCCCUGCUACAGUGGGUGGACAAAACAAGGUGACGAGAAAUUCUCUCCGGUAUCGGUAAUUACGAAUGUAUAUUCAUGUACACGUCAUUUAUUUCGUUAUAUUCUUAUUGAGUCCAAAAGAAAAAGGAAAGAAAAGAAAGAAGGUAAAUUAAAUAGUUUAUCAUACCAUCAUCAAGAAAUAGGUGAAAAUAGAUAGUUCCAUUGUGAUGUAUGUUACAUACGUGGGAUUUUAAUCCCAUGCACUGUAGUUAAUGAAUAUUUUUCAUUGUAUUCUUCCUUAUGAGGGUCACUUUAUAUUAGUUUUCAAUGAUAAUUUGUUGUUAAUCGCAGAAUAUAUGAGCUCUCUAAAUUCCUUUUUUUUUGUUCAUAAUAACUUGCAUAACGUUUUUUUUUUGUCACAUAGGCCCAAACAUUGAAAAUUUUAAAAAAAUGGUGCUUGGGCUAUUUUCGUCACAAGUAGAUAAAAUUGAUUAAUACAAGGAACUAAAUGUGAUUUUUUAAGAAAAAAUUACUCAUUACAUGGUCAAUGAUUUGAUCAUUUUUUUAUCUCGUUUCGUUUCUAUCCUUUUCUAAUCAAUAUACAAAAUGAGAAAGAAAUUCAAACCAAAAAAAAAAAGUACAAAUGUGAAUCAAAAUUUGGUUCAUAUUUUGUACUACUGUAUUGGGGUGGUGGUGGAGGGAGAGGGUCUCAUGCAGGGGCAAAAAACAGCAAAGAAGCCGCACCGGAAGCGCGGCUGCGGGCGGCGAGCAGGAGGGGUGGCGAGGGGCGGGGCGAUGGAGGCGGUGAGGUCGGCAAUCGGCGGAGCAGAAGAAGGCAUCGGAACGGCCACGGGGGCCUCAGGAAGAUGCGGCGCGGCAUCGACGGCAGAGGAGCCCUUAUUCGCAUCGAGGGGGUCACUCCAGAUGUGUCCCGACGACCCUUGUCGACGGAAUGACACCGACGAUCGCUGCAGCUUCGUCGACAUCCUCUGAAUCUCUCUGUAAGUCUCUCUUUCUCUCUUUUGGUUGAUGAGGAAUAUUGAGGAGGGGAGUGCAAUGCAGUUGUUGCAGGGUGUGUGUUAUUUUGGUUGGUUUUUGUUAGGUAGCUUCAAGGGAGGGGCUGUGGCUUUGUGGUGCUUUAAAUUUGAACCACACAUUUGAUUUUUUCUUUCUAUAUAUGGGAGACAGGAAUAGAGAUACAAGUAGAGAGGGGUUUUUAUUUAUUAUUAUUAUUUUUUUUUUUUUGUUUAAAUUAUCUUCUUAUAUCCAAAACUGAGUGUAAAUCUUAUACCUCGUCGUACAAAGAUCAAUCUUAUCGGCCUUUAUUUUUAUUUUUUAA